This is a messenger RNA of Staurois parvus, 480 nucleotides long. The record is from the annotation of a GenBank genome assembly. Lineage: Eukaryota; Metazoa; Chordata; Amphibia; Anura; Ranidae.
AUGCGCCCCUGUACCGCCUCCUCAUGCUGCUGCCAGGCCCGUAAUCUGCCAUGGGCCCCCCGUACCAACUCCUCAUGCUGCUGCCAGGCCCGUAAAUCUGUCAUGGGCCCCUGUACCGCCUCCUCAUGCUGCUGCCAGGUCCAGAGUGUGUCAUGGGUCCCUGUACGGCCUCCCAUUGCUGCUGUCUCCAUCGCCACACUCUGCCAUGUGCCACUUUCAGGUCUCCUCACACACUGCUGGUGGUUUCCAUUUUUGUCAUAGGGUGCUGUAUGGCCUCCCAUUGCUGCUGCCUCCACCGCCACACUGUGGCUCCACACUCUGGUUUUUGGCCCCGUGACUGUCCAAAUGAGUGAAGUGUGCGGUGAUUCUAAGAUCGACGGCACUCAUCUGCAUGUCAUACUGACUGACAGUAUUAUUUCUCUUCCCCAGCAGACUCCAAGGGCAUUUAAAUUAAAGGUACAGUGUUCUGCACUAAUAUAA